Schistosoma rodhaini is the source of this 4076-nucleotide messenger RNA. NCBI's taxonomy places the organism in Eukaryota, Metazoa, Platyhelminthes, Trematoda, Strigeidida, Schistosomatidae. The record is from the annotation of a GenBank genome assembly.
UACUAUCCUUAUUACUGAAGACUCUUCAAACUGUUGCGUUACUUCAACUUGUGAAGACAAUGCAGGUUGUCGACUCAGAAAUUAAUUCACAGGAAUCGCUUGAUGAUAAUAUCGUCAUAAAUUCAACGUCUUCCAGCAGUGAUGAUGAUACAUUCUCUCCUAUUGUUAAUUCUCUGAAUUCGUUCAACCUUCAACCAAAGGAUGGAGAUUACAGCAAAUUCAAGAAGCAGCUUGAAUGUGACUUACGAAUUGGCAGUGCCUAUCAUAUUGGAACUUCAGUCAACCCACUGUUCAAUCUUUCUAGUUCAUGUAUUCAGAAUAAUGAUGGUACGAGUACCAGAUCUCGAGCGUUUAUAAGGCACCCUUUCAAUUUGUUAUUGGCUCGUGAGCAAGGAGAUAUUGGUCCAUCGUCAAAGUCACGAAGAUUACGUUAUAGGGCAUCUCGUUGGACAACUGAAGGCAGUCAAAGAUUUGAUGGUUUACAAAUAUAUGGGUGCCGGAGUAAAGGAGCUCUUUAUCCGGAUGCUCAGACCUUUCAAGAAAGUGUCCAGGGCAGUCUUUGGGCUGUCACGCGAUUACAUUUGGAAAACAAGUUUGAGUGCCAUCGUGGCUGUGUUAAUGCUUUAAAUUUCAAUUCAAGAGGAAAUCUAAUCGCUUCCGGUUCUGAUGAUUUAAAAGUUGUUGUUACAAAUUGGAUUACUGGUGAACAAGCUUGGAGUUAUCGUACUGGACAUUGUAUGAACAUAUUUCAUGUGAAAUUUAUUCCGGAAUCAAAUGAUUUACAAAUUGUCUCAUGUGCAUGUGAUUCAGAGGUUAGACUAGCUCAGCUUUCACCUACCGGUGGUUUAGCAUGCCCUACUCGGCUGUUAGUAAAGCAUAGUCGAGCAUGUCAUAAAUUAUCUAUUCCUAAUGGUGAACCAAAUAUUGUCCUGUCAGCCGGUGCUGAUGGACAAGUCUUUUCAACAGACUUAAGAAUUCCCAAGGCUCACAAAUUACUGUGGUUACCAUUCUCUGAAUUUUUCUCGAUUGCAUCUAAUCCGACACGUCCACAUGAAUUCGCGUUAUGUGGUAGAUCUGAAUCCAUUGUACGGAUUUACGAUCGUCGUAAAAUUGACAAACGAGAUCCAAAUAGUGGACUUCUACAUACUAUUGGUGCAGAUCACCUGCGCGGAGAUAGACGUUCCUCAAAUGAGAAUGGAGUAGUUCAAGUAAAUCGUCGAUUAAUUAAUUCAUGUCGGAGUCGUCUUCAUUCGUCAAUUAGCUCAGAUUCGGACUCGGAUUCGGACUCAGAUUCCAAUCAUUUGUUAAAUUCUCUAUCUGUACAACUUGGUCGUCGAAUUCGUGCAGUACUAAAUGGUUUACGAGGUCGAGCUCGUGCAGCUUUAUUAAUGGGAAACAAUAACGACACUCUUCGUACUGAUCCUUCUUAUAAUUUCGAAGUUACAAAGUAUAGUGUCACGGCUGCUGUAUACAGUGCUCAGGGUGAUGCUAUCCUCUUGUCAUAUAAUGAUGAAAACAUCUACUUAUUCGAUGUUAAUCAACCGAGCAAACCAUAUUUACAUAAAUAUUCUGGUCAUCGUAAUAUGCAAACAAUUGUUGGUGCUACAUUUUUUGGACCAAAUAGUGAAUAUGUUGUAAGUGGUAGUGACGAUGGCUACUUUUAUUUAUGGGAUCGUGAAUCAGAAGGAAUUAUUCAAUGGCUUCAUGCAGAUAUUGAUGGAGCAGUGAAUGUAAUUGAAUCUCAUCCUACCUUACCAGUUCUAGCUUCAGCUGGUCUAGAUUAUGAUUUUAAGAUUUGGACGCCAUUAUGUCCACUCUUUGCUGAACAAGAUGAAACAAUUAAUCAUUUAAAAUAUGCAUCAACAAAAGUUCAUUCAGACGUUCUUCGACUUAGACAUUCUCGUUUAGCUAAAGCAUUUUUUCCAGAUAUUACUACUACUAUCAAUAAUAAUAUUAAUGGUAAUAAUAAUAAUAAUAAUACUGAAAUGGAAUCUCAUAAUCAAUUUUUAUCAAAAAAAUCAAGUAUAGGUAUGAUCUCUUUGGAUUCAUCAGAUUCCUCUUCGUCAUCGUCAUCAUCAUCAACGUUAAAUGACAACAUAUACAUUUCUUCUACUAAUAAUCAUAUCACAACAUCCGAUGACAUUCAUCAAUCGUUAAUAGAUGAAACAAAAACUGAUAAUUAUUCAAUAACUGAUGUAAAUUCAUCAUAUGUAAUCGGUUUUUCAAGAAAAAGACGUCAUCCAAAUACCAUCAAUGGAUCAUCAUUAUCAUCAAAUGAAGUUCAUGUACAAAAAAACAAUGAAUAUUUACAUGAUAGUUGUAAUGAUAUGAAUGAUAUAAUUCAAGAAGAAAGUAAUACAACGAACAUCAUGAAUUCAUUUGAUUGUCAUCCAAGUAAACAACCAAAACGAUCAUCAUUUUGCUCUUCUAAUACUAGUACUACUAUAUCUGAAUGUAAUGUUAAAAUAGUCCCCAAUAAUAAUGAACAACCUAUACCAUCGUCAAAUAUGAAACAAAACUCCUGUGACAUUAUCGAGUGUUCUUCUACACCAAAUGAAACUACUAAAAAUUGUCAAAAUACCAGAAUAAAUUCUACACUAUUAAAUAAUAACAAAAUUCAACCACGUUUACCUCAACAAUUUUUACCAUUCAAUCAAAUUGAUUUACAAUUGCGAGUUGCUCAAAAUUGGGUGAAUCGAGCUUGUGAAAGUAGUCAGAUAGAUGGUUUGGAUGAAGCAAAUUUUCGAAUCCUAUCUGCUAUUGAAUCUGUUACUCAAAUACGUACUCGUAGAAGACGUGGAUCCAACAGUAAUAGUAAUGAUGAUAACGAUGAUCAUGAUGACAUAGUCGAUGAUAAUGACGAUUUGGAAUCAAAUAGUAGUAGUAGUAGUAGUUCUAGCCAAUCGAAUCAUUCACGUAGUGGUAUUGAUAUUGUUCGGUCUGUUCUUACACUUGGACGACGUGGAGGUAUUAAUGGUGCUAAACGAAGUGAAGAGACUUUUGCCUCAAGAGAUCGUGAAGAAGGUUCAAAUGAAAAUAGUUCAGAUGAAGGUGGUAUUUCAUCAAGAAUAUCUAGUUUUUUAGCAAAAGAACUCCGUUGUUCUCAUGAUACCUCUUCAGACUCAGAAACUACUUCUUCUUCUUCAUCAUCAUCAACAUCAUCAUCGUCGUCUUCCUCUUCUUCUUCUUCAUCAUCAUCGUCGUCAUCAUCCACUUCAUCAUAAAAGCAUCGAGUGCCUUCAUAUUCAUAUCUUCUCAUCCUACUAUUCCUUCAGUGCAAAAUUCUCUUGUUAUGUAAAUUGUGAUUUUUAAUAAUAAUUAUUAUUACGGUAUCAUUCUUAUUGUAAAGCAUUUCAUAUGUUUAUUUUAUCUUUGUUCCCCGCCUUUCACAACUAGCCCACCUCCUCAUAAUAAUUAAUCACCUAAAUAAACACAUACACACAUUCGUCGUUUCUUUUUUUUUUUUCUUGUUCUGCUACUUCUCAUUGCACCAUCAGUAGAUGUUACCUUCAACAUCAACAUUACCAUUGGAAACAGCAAAGAAAAAUCAGAUAAAGUAAAAAAAAAACACAACCAAACUCACUGUGUGUGUAUGUAUGUAUGCAUGUGUGUGUACCAUCUUGUAAAUUAUGAUUUAUUAUGGAUUAAAAAAAAAAACAGAACCAUAUAACAACAAUAAUCGAUUCAAUUAUUUUAAUGAAAAGUUUUCUUGUUUUGUUCAUAAUGUGUUUGAUUGGUUAAUUCAGUGUACAUUUUAUUGGUGAUAGUAUCCUUCUCUACAUAUACCCAUAUAGGUAUAACAUUUCAUGAUUUCAAUAAUAAUAAUAAUUAUACUGUGAUUAGUACCCUGUUGGUUUCUUAAUAUUAUACAUAUACACAAUUAUUGGGAUCAUUCCAUUGUAAUAUCCCAAGAAUUGUCAUUGUUUAUAAUUGAAUAUUUUGUGUUUUUUUUGAUGAUGUAACGACAGUAGUGUUGAUUUGUGUGUGUGUGUGUGUGUGAUUUAUGUGUAAUUUAGGCGUGUAGUUUUUUUUGUAUUUGAAUAGGAGUCUCCGAUAAAAAUCUAUGCUAUAGUUUC